This is a messenger RNA of Opisthorchis viverrini, 2766 nucleotides long. RefSeq lists its product as hypothetical. Gene Ontology annotation, biological process: protein phosphorylation. Gene Ontology annotation, molecular function: ATP binding; protein serine/threonine kinase activity. The record is from RefSeq and is a predicted model, not a curated record. The coding region runs from base 1 to 2766 and encodes 921 amino acids. The transcript is spliced from 11 exons. NCBI's taxonomy places the organism in Eukaryota, Metazoa, Platyhelminthes, Trematoda, Opisthorchiida, Opisthorchiidae.
AUGGUACUGGACUUCAGUCAGACCAUUAAUCGCUUCACAUACCUAGACGCGUAUCCGUUACCACGACUGGAUAAAAUGAUCGAAGAAAUUUCCCGUCAUGCUGUCUUUAGCACCUUAGACCUAUUGAGUGCUUACCAUCAAGUUUCAAUCAGUGAGCAAGACAAACCGUAUACGGCUUUUGAAGCAUGCGGAGAGCUGUUUCAGUUCCGUCGCAUUCCUUUUGGUGUAACCAACGGAGUAACAUGCUUUCAACGUACUAUUGACUAUAUAAUCAAGUCUAAGAACCUAAGUGGCACCUACGCUUACAUCGACAAUGUCACUAUUUGUGGGACUACCCAAAGUGAGCAUGAUCAGAACCUCAAAUAUUUCCAUGAAAAAAGCAUCAAAGCAGCCAAACAAAUACGCCUCGGCUAUAAAGUUCCUGAAGGAAUUAUCAAACCAGAUCCUGAACGAAUGAGACCUAUUCCCCUCAUCCCUAGUCCUCAGUCCUAUCGUCUCAUCCAUAUGACACUAAACCCCAACAACGAGUUGUUGCGACGUCCAAUGUGUCUUCCCCUCACACGUAAAGUCGUUCUGGAGGGGUGGUUAAUGAAACGUGGUGAACAUAUCAAAAACUGGAGACGACGUUUCUUCAAACUUCGUGAAGAUGGUACGUUUUAUGGAUACAAAUGUCAACCAAAAGAUGAUACGGCAUUGCCACUAAAUAACUUCACCGUCCGGGAUUGCCAAAUAAUCUGCCUCAACAAACCGAAGCCAUUUACUUUCCUCAUCCGAGGUCUACAAUGGACCAAUAUUGUGGAGCGUCUGUUUUUCGUUGAAACCGAACAAGAACGAAGCGAAUGGCUAGGUGCUAUUCAAACGGUGGCCAAUCGUCUUCGAUCUACUGCCGAGGAGCCGAUUUCGAUUCUCUCCGUUAGCCUGGACGAGGAUGUCGCUUUGGAUAUUCCACAGAGACUUGUCAGAGUUUUGGGAAAAGGGACGUUUGGUAAAGUAGUCCUCUGCCAGGAGCGAGAUACGGGAUAUUUUUACGCCAUGAAGAUUUUGAAGAAGUCCGUUCUGGUAGAGAAGGAAGAGGUCGCUCACACCUUGACCGAAAACCGGGUGCUUCAACAAUGUCAUCACCCGUUUAUGACUCAGCUGCGCUAUUCGUUCACAACUCCGGAUCGUCUUUGUUUCGUGAUGGAAUAUGUGAACGGCGGCGAGCUGUUUUACCACCUAUCCCUUGAGCGACGUUUCUCAGAGGAUCGAACACGGUUCUACGCGGCAGAGAUCACUUUGGCCCUCGGCUAUCUGCACACGCAAAAUGUGGUUUACAGGGAUUUGAAGCUGGAAAACCUGCUGUUAGAUAAGGACGGUCACAUCAAGAUUGCUGAUUUCGGUUUGUGCAAAGAAGAGAUGAGUUACGGGACUAUGACCAAAACGUUUUGUGGUACUCCGGAAUACCUGGCCCCCGAGGUCCUGUUAGAGAGCGACUACGGUCGCGCCGUAGACUGGUGGGGUCUCGGAGUCGUAAUGUACGAAAUGAUGUGUGGGCGACUCCCGUUCUACUCCACUGAUCAUGAGAUUUUGUUCGAGUUGAUUCUACAAGAAAAGGUCGUAUUCCCUUCUCAUUUAUCUCUGAUUGCACAAGAUAUUCUUGCAAAGCUUUUGAUCAAAGACCCGUCUUCUCGUCUUGGCGGUGGACCACGUGAUGUACUCGAUGUUAUGGCCCAUCCGUUCUUUCUUUCCGUGGACUGGGAUAAGUUGAUUCGAAAAGAUGUCAUUCCGCCAUGGAAACCGGACGUGACCGAUGAGCUGGACACCAAGUACAUCCCAGAAGAGUUCCAAAACGAGUCGGUAGCUUUAACACCUCCAGAUCAGAUUGGACUCAUCCCCUUCUUUGUACACAGGAUUGCUCGUGUGUCACUGUACGUGUUUUUCGCAAACUUUGUGGUUCACUUUCCUCUUCGUCUUUCUGCAGCAUCGCAAACUUUGUGGUUCACUUUCCUCUUCUUCGUCUUUCCGCAGCGGAAUCUCUCCAGCCUAAUGAAGGAUGCAUCUUCCAUCAAUCGCCAUCAAUUUUUGUCGUCGGGUGCUUUAUAUUCGACAAACCGUGCUCUCAUUCUCCGCACAUAUGCCUCUACACCACAGUCGGAAGCUGUGAAAGCAGUUGGAGAUUUAGUUCAAACCCAUCGUGUCGUGCUUUUCAUGAAGGGCAAUCCAGAUGAGCCUCGUUGCGGUUUUAGCAAUGCAGUCUGUCGCAUCCUCGAGAUGCACGGUGUUUUGGACAAGGCCAGAAUAGCGAAACAGCCGGAUUUGUUUGCGUCCUACGAUGUGUUAGAAAACGAAGAAUUGCGGUCCGCGGCAAAAACGUAUUCUGACUGGCCCACAUUCCCUCAAGUCUAUUUCGAUGGUGAAUUUGUUGGUGGAUGUGAUAUCCUUUUGGACAUGCACAAAUCGGCGCCGGUCUCCAUUGGAGUUCCUCAAGGCUCCGUAUUGGGACCAGUGCUGUUUCUGAUCUACGUCAACGAUCUUCCAGAUGUCCUUGCAAGUCCACGUCUACUUUUUUCGGACGACUUGAAAUCUUGGAGUUCCAAUGCCAGUGCCCUACGAAUAGAUGUAGACGCUGCCAAGCCGUGGUCAUUGGACUGGCGCCUUCCUCUGAAUGAUGAAAAGUGCGUCCAUGUGUCGUUUGGAGGAGACUCAGCGAAUGCCUUCGUUAUGCACGUUGAGAAAGGACCAGAAAACAUCAUGAGGAUAGGUGCCAAAAAGGAUUUGCGCAUCUGA